Molecule: messenger RNA, 501 nt
Organism: Carya illinoinensis
Lineage: Eukaryota; Viridiplantae; Streptophyta; Magnoliopsida; Fagales; Juglandaceae
Exons: 2
Coding region: 1-501 (166 amino acids)
Source: RefSeq, a predicted model, not a curated record
AUGACACAAUAUGAAACUCUUUAUGAGAGAAAGUGCAUAUUACCGUUGUAUUGGGAUGAAGUUGGCAAGAGUUCGGGUUAUAAGGGAAAAAAUGGUGACAGCGCAGAGUCCUCAGAAAGAUAUGCGGAUACAAGGAAAAGAGACUUAUCUUUUGAGGAAGAUGAUUGGGUUUAUUUCAAAGUCUCUCUUAUGAAAGGCGUUCAGCAUUUUGGUAAGAAAGGAAAACUUAGUAUGAGGUAUAUUGGCCAUUUUCAGAUUUUGGAGAAGGUUGGGUAUGCUGCUUAUAGAGUUGCAUUGCCAGAUUAUUUUGGAAAAAUUCAUGAUGUAUUCCAUGUGUCAUCAUUGAAGAAGAGCUUUAGACAGCAAGAGUCGAGUUUUGUUGACCCAGAGCUCAUUCAGCUACAGCUAUAUCUUAUUUAUGACGUUGCCCUAAUGCAGAUUGUGGAUUGGAAAGAGCAAAUGUUGAAAUCUAAGUUAAUACGUUUGGAGAAAGUGGCAUGA